CUCCCGCCCCUCUAGCCCGAGAGGCCGCGCAGCGACUGCGACCGUGCGCGGCUGCGCACGCCCUCAAGCCCGCCCUUUCCGGCCGACUCUUGCGGGGCGUGGCUGUGCUGGCAAGAUGGCGGCGCCCGAGAAAAUGGUGAUUCCGGAGAAACUGAGCCACAAAAAGUACAGGGCCGCCCUGAAGAAGGAGAAACGAAAGAAACGUCGGCAGGAACUCGCUCGACUGAGAGACUCAGGACUCUCACAGAAGGAGGAGGAGGAGGAGACAGCAGCGGAUGCUUUUAUUGAAGAACAACGACGAGAAGAAGAGAGGCUGUUGGAGAGAGAGAGGCAAAAAUUACAUGAGGAGUGGUUGCUGCGGGAACAGAAGGCGCAAGAAGAAUUCAGAAUAAAGAAAGAAAAGGAAGAGGCAGCUAGAAAACGGCAGGAAGAACAAGAGAGAAAGUUAAAGGAAGAAUGGGAAGAACAGCAGAGAAAAGAGAGAGAAGAGGAGCAGCAGAAGCUACAGGAGAAGAAAGAAAGAGAGGAAGCUGUGCAGAAGAUGCUGGAGCAGGCUGAAAAUGAGUUGGAAAAUGGCACCACAUGGCAAAACCCAGAACCACCCAUGGAAUUAAGAAUAAUGGAAAAAGAUCGAGCCAAUUGUCCAUUCUACAGUAAAACAGGAGCUUGCAGAUUUGGAGACAGGUGUUCACGUAAGCACAAUUUCCCGGCAUCAAGUCCCACCCUUCUUAUUAAAAGCAUGUUUAUGACAUUUGGGAUGGAGCAGUGCAGAAGGGACGACUAUGACCCCGACGCAAGUCUGGAGUACAGCGAAGAGGAAACCUACCAGCAGUUCCUGGACUUCUAUGACGACGUGCUCCCCGAGUUCAAGAACGUGGGGAAAGUGAUCCAGUUCAAGGUCAGCUGCAACUGGGAACCUCAUCUGAGGGGCAAUGUGUAUGUUCAAUAUCAAUCGGAAGAAGAAUGCCAAGCAGCCCUUUCUCUGUUUAAUGGACGGUGGUACGCAGGACGACAGCUUCAGUGCGAAUUCUGCCCAGUGACCCGAUGGAAAAUGGCAAUUUGUGGUUUAUUUGAAAUACAGCAGUGUCCAAGAGGGAAACACUGCAACUUUCUUCACGUGUUCAGAAAUCCCAACAAUGAAUUUUGGGAAGCGAAUCGAGACAUGUACCUGUCUCCGGAUCGGACUGGCUCCUGCUUCAGUAAGAACUCAGAGAGGAGGGAGCGGCUGGGCCGCCACGACGACUACUACAGUAGGCCACGGAGGAGGAGGAGCCCCGGGCCGGCCCACUCCUACAAGAGGAACGGGGAGGCCGAGAGGAGGAGGAGGAGGAGGAGCCACGGGGGCAAGAAAUCUCACAAGCACACGUCCAAAAGCCGGGAGAGGCACAGUUCCCGAAGCAGAGGAAGAAAAAGGGGCCGCAGCCGUGGCCGGGGCAGCCGCAGCCGCCGGAGCCGCAGCCGGAGCUCCUCCAGGUCCAGGAGCCGCGGCAAGAGGACGUCGGGGAGCCGAGACUGAACUCUGCAGAGUCCCAAAUCCAAAUAAACUUACCAUGUCCUUCAGUGAUUGUACACCUUAUUUGUUAUGGCGGCUGCGUAGUUGGAUAGAGGGCUCUCAGCUCAUGUGGGUUAGCAAGUCUGGCAAAAGCCUAUGUAGCCUGGAACCCUAUUUAAAAAUACUUUUAUCCUCUGGUAAUCAGUGUGCUUACUAUAGAAAACCUAGAAAACGUAAAAUGUAUACAACACAAAUUAUUUAUAAUCCUGACCCUUAAAGAUAACCAAUUAACACUGGAGCAUUGCUUUAAGUCUUUUUCUCUCUUAUGGGAGUAUGGGUGUGUACACAUUGUUUUUACACAAAGAUAACAUAUGGCUGCAGUUGAAUAUGCUUUUUUUCACACCAAACAUUGUCCUAUUUCAUCAAGCCCUAGUGUUACUGUUAUUUUUACUCACUGCAUAGUGUGGAUCUAUCAGUUUAUUCAACCGUAUCCCUAUUGUUGGAUUUUUAAGUUAUUUUAAGUUUUGCACUAUUAAAGAAUCCUGUGCUAUAAACAGUCCUGUGGUGGAUUUCCUUAAAUACUUUCAUACAUUACUGGUCAUUUCCCUAGGAUAAAUUACAUCAAGAAAUAUGAAUACAGGUCUUUCCAGAUUGCCCUCCAUAAAGACUACAAAAAAAUUUACUGUCAACAAUAAAUUUUGCUGUUCCUGCAGCAAAUUACUGUAACCUUUGCCGGUUUGGUAAAUUUUAUGUGUUUAUUCAUCUCUGUACAUAUUGGCUAAGCCAAACACUUUUUUCUGUAUUUAAUGGGCAUUAAGUUUGGUUGU
This is a messenger RNA of Balaenoptera musculus (blue whale), 2319 nucleotides long. RefSeq names its product zinc finger CCCH-type, RNA binding motif and serine/arginine rich 2 (gene ZRSR2). Gene Ontology annotation, biological process: mRNA splicing, via spliceosome. The coding region runs from base 116 to 1516 and encodes 466 amino acids. The transcript has 11 exons. Gene Ontology annotation, molecular function: pre-mRNA 3'-splice site binding; metal ion binding. NCBI's taxonomy places the organism in Eukaryota, Metazoa, Chordata, Mammalia, Artiodactyla, Balaenopteridae. The record is from RefSeq and is a predicted model, not a curated record. Gene Ontology annotation, cellular component: U2AF complex; spliceosomal complex.